AUGAUAUAUUUGCCUGGACCUCUGAUGACCUUGUCUGCUCUUCAACAGAUUGCUUUUAAAUCUUUAAAGACUAAGCUUUUCUCUUCUCCAAUUUUGGCUUUUCCUAAUUUCAUCAAGAAACUUUUAUUGUUAACCAAUAUUUUUGGUUAUGCAUUGGGUGCUAUUUUGUCCCAAUUAGAUAAGGGCUAUCACAAAAGAGUUAUAGCUUAUGAUAACUAUACCCCAUUACUAGCUAAAAAAUUAUUUGACUACUAA
Messenger RNA from Dentiscutata erythropus, 255 nucleotides. NCBI's taxonomy places the organism in Eukaryota, Fungi, Glomeromycota, Glomeromycetes, Diversisporales, Gigasporaceae. The record is from the annotation of a GenBank genome assembly.